AUGACCAGAGGGAACAUUAGAGAUUUAUAUGAAUUGAUUAAAAAUCACAUAAUUUCUACUAAAUCGUUACCGCCAUUCGAAAGAGCCUCCAAGACCCAUUCAGCAGCACAACCAACAGACUUAAAUAAGAGAAUAAUACAAACUACUGCAAAUACAACACCGAAUACAGCUCCAAGGAAAAGACCAAAGAAGCUUCCAAAAAUUGAUAAAAUAAACGGAGUGCCAAUACCACCAAUUAUUGCCAGCAUACCAAAAACAACAGGUUCAACAGCUUCGACUGCAUUUGUUGUCCGCUUUUCUGACUUUGUAAUUAAGGGUGCUACUUUAUUAUACGUCAUCGGUUCAUUGUCCGCUCCGAGUAAAUAA
Molecule: messenger RNA, 366 nt
Organism: Entrophospora sp. SA101
Lineage: Eukaryota; Fungi; Glomeromycota; Glomeromycetes; Entrophosporales; Entrophosporaceae
Source: the annotation of a GenBank genome assembly